GGAACAAUUCAGACUGCCUCCCCCGCAUGUGCUGGCAUGCGUGCCCACCAUGGACCAUCAUGCUGAGCCCAUCGCGCUCUCCGAUAGCUGCCGCUUGCGCCGUGAAAGUUGCCGGAAAUGGAAUGGCCGGAUGGUCGUGGUGUGAGAGCAUGCAAGAGCAAGAGACAUCAGCAGCGCAAUAAAACCGUACCGAUGGGCAGAAGGAGCCAGUCUUGUGGAGGGGUUGCAUAAACGCAAGAUGGCUAGACUCCCGUGGAGCACACGAUGAUGCCUGGAACUGGUCUAAACUCCAGAAAUCUCCUCUACCUACCUGGACUGGGUAGGGUCAUGAAUGGCACGGCUAGUACGGGCUUGCUCCUGCUGGCUGGUUGGCGACUUGGAAUGGUACCCAUACCUGACUCUUCUGGACACGCUACAGUCGAGCCUGUUUCCCUAGCCCACCCGAGCUCCUGGUCUCUGAUGCGCGACGUACCUUACCCACCAUCUGACAAAGUCGAGGAGCUACCUCCUAGCUGGAGUUGUUGCCGAGGCUUGAUUCAAGUUGGGUUUCCGGUAAUAUAUCAUUAAAACGAGCCAACACAUCGUCAGCAUGACUAGGAGGUAUCAAGGAGCUUGUGGGGAGAAACAUGAAUCAUUCGAUCAACACACGCUAUGUAGAUUGCACUCUCUCUGCGGGGUGCUUCUUACGGCAUGGCGAUUAUACCAGGACACUCUGCGGAGUGCUCCACACGGCAUGGCGACUGUACCAGAGCAUUGAGGCUUGGUCGUCAACAGGGAACAUCAGCUCACUCCUCUUCUGCUCUCUCCACC
Messenger RNA from Sphaerulina musiva SO2202, 810 nucleotides. RefSeq lists its product as uncharacterized. Lineage: Eukaryota; Fungi; Ascomycota; Dothideomycetes; Mycosphaerellales; Mycosphaerellaceae. The record is from RefSeq and is a predicted model, not a curated record. The transcript has a single exon. Bases 265 to 567 code for a protein of 100 amino acids.